GACACAUUUUAAUUGAGAGGCCCAGUAUUGCUGAAUGGAGAGUAAGGUAUUUAAGAGCUAUACGGAAACAUAGAAAUGAAAACCGAAACAUAUAUUAUCUGGACGAAACCUACGUUAAUAGUAGCCACACCUCCAAUAUGUGUUGGCAAUCCGAAUCUGAGCCUGGAAUUUAUGCUGAUAUUGGCAAAGGGCGUCGUUUGGUGAUUGUUCAUGGUGGUAGCCGAGACGGAUUAGUUAACGGUGCCUUAACAAUUUUCAAAUCUGAUUCGAAAUGUGGGGAUUACCAUGGCGAUAUGAAUGCCACAAAUUUUCAUAACUGGGUUAGUCACAAAUUGAAAAAUAAACUAGCUCCUAAUUCAGUGGUCGUAAUGGACAAUGCCUCCUACCAUUGUGUACAGGUAAAGAAAAAACCUACUAUGUCAAGUUUAAAAAGGGACAUGCAAGAUUGGUUACGCGAACGUAAUGUUGAAUUUACACCAGAUAAUACGAAAGCCGAACUCUUUCAUUUGAUAAAUAGAACUCAGUCCGAAAAAAUUUACGUCAUUGACGAAAUAUUAAAGGCUUCAGGUCAUAUCGUUCUUCGCCUUCCGCCAUAUCAUCCUGAUCUCAACCCCAUUGAGCUUGUGUGGGCCGAUAUAAAGAACAAUUUAGCUACAAAUUAUAUAAAUACUUCAUUGGACGACAAAAUUCCAAUCAUCACAAAAUUGUUUUCUGAAUUCACUCCAGGAAGAUGGCAAAAGUGUGACGACCACGUACAGAAAAUCGAGAACCAAUAUUGGGACCACGAUAUGAGGUUUGACAAUGUAAUAGACGAGUUGAUCAUAAACCUGGGAAACGAUUCAGAUUCUGAGGAGGAUAUGGAAAUUGAAGACAUGUAUAGUAAUGAAGAAGAAGAAGAUAUGGAUUAAUUUUGUGCUAUAACGGAUUGUUUUUUUUUAUAGGAUAAGGGUGACAAACGAGCACACAGUGCACCUGAUGGUAAGUGCUUGCUGCGGCCCAUAGACAUCUACAUCUAUCCUCUAUUACAAAUCAAAAUGUAGAUGCGUUGUCACCCGUGAUGACUAAGAUGGAUUGAGGUUUUAAUAACCUCCUUAUUUGUGAUACAAACCCACAGGUCGAACAUAGAAUUCUCGCAGUAUGGUAAUUUAGGUUUAAUUUGGGUGGUGAGUUUAUGAAACUGUUUUGUAUCAUAAAUAAUAAAAUGUAAUUAACGCUUUUAAAUACGUGUUAAUUUUUGUUUAGCCCGGAAAAUAUAAAUAAUUUACCCAUUAUAUUAAUUAAGACAGUUUCUAACAUGGUUAUCCGGAGAUUUAUCUGUCCUCAAAUAUCUCGUGUGCGUCUUGUCAAUCGCGUCCUCCCCCGUCUCGCCGCUUGCAUACCUAAGGCGAUGACUAGCACUUCCGCGCAGACUAUAAGUGUGUGUUGAGUGUGUUAGCGUUCGUGUGUGUGUGUUUGUGUGUGUGUGUGUGUGUGUGUGUGUGUGUGUGUGUGUGUGUGUGCGUGUGUCUGUGUGUGUCAGCAAGCGUAUAUCUGCGUUUGUAUGUGCGUGUGUUUUAAAUGUACUAUUAGAAACUAUUCCACUUCUGAUGUUAAAAAUUAUUCUCAAUAUUAUUUAAAUAAAAGAACACUACCCAGUAACAAACCCUGCUUACUAUCAGGACCCAAUUACAUGAUAACACCGAAGUAUGCAAAUCAACAGCAUCACUACCAAUCUCAAUGUAACACAGGGCAGCUUCUCAGCAAUACGACCUUCCUCGCCUACACUAGUAGAAUACCCCAACGGGCAUAGUAACGACAGUGAAUUACAGAAUUAGAAUUACAGACUGACUGCUCCCUCUUAGUCGACUGCGUGAUACUUUAUACUGCUAAAACAAGUGGGAAAUUAUAGUUCUACCUUCAAUAUUUCUUAUUUUCUUUUAUUGUUUUACCCGCAUUCCUAACACGGCCUUUCCUGACAAUUCACACGUCCCCGUGUGAAGCCUAGAGUAACGUUACCGGCUUUAGUGUAACUUUACCGUCUCGGUCUUUUCUGACCAUGAAAUACAUACUAAGUUUUUGCAGAAUUGAUAACAUCGUUCAAAUCAGAUUUUAGUAUACAACUUCAUACUAGAGCUUAACACACGCACACUACACAUACACUAUACACUGAAGACACAGUGCACCCAGCUAAACGCACUCCAACAAGCGGUUCCGCUGCGUUCAGCACUCGCGCAGCACGCGCGCCAGCGGGCAGUCGCGUAGUAUUCGUGGCAGCGAGCUGUCGCGCCGCACCAGCGCCAGCGAGACGCUGCGCCACGUCACGUACUCGAAGCGUCAACGGGAGCAGCACCUGAGACCUCACAGGCAUCGUCGGGGUUGUAGUCAUCGUAAUCUGCGUAAAAAACAAAUUGUUAAUUAUCAAAACAACAUACACCGUUGCCUAUUCUCUCAUCCAUCACGCAUACGAGGCACUCAAACAGAAAUACGCUCUCAUACCGCAGACUACAAUAAAGAACUUCGCAUUCACAAGUAUGCUUACAUCUCCAUACGAAGCCUUUUGUAUCCCCUGCCGAUUCUAAAAGUUGCUCAGGAAAACUCAUUCGAUUUUCCAACAAAAUACCUGAUCCAAUGCUUGAUUUGCCUUUAAAUAAAUUUAAAAUACAGAAAUUAUUAAAUAAAUGUUACUCAUCCCAGGUUCCAGUUUCCCAAGCGCUCGGCGGCGCCCGGGCGUCCGGCCGUAAGAUCCGCCAAGAAACAGCAGCUUAUAGCGGCGUAGCCUCAACCUUACCAAAGCUCGGCCACGCACAUGACCAUGUCCAAUUAGCCGUCUACAAUUUAGAGUAAAUUGUAAAACUUAUCAACACAUUAGAAUACAAACAGGCUAUUUAUUUUUUUGUAACAGUACUUAUAAAUAUAUGAAAAUAACGGAUUCAUUUAGC
This is a messenger RNA of Parnassius mnemosyne (clouded apollo), 2918 nucleotides long. Lineage: Eukaryota; Metazoa; Arthropoda; Insecta; Lepidoptera; Papilionidae. The record is from the annotation of a GenBank genome assembly.